Messenger RNA from Lytechinus variegatus (green sea urchin), 1246 nucleotides. Its product is annotated as tripartite motif-containing protein 12A-like. Lineage: Eukaryota; Metazoa; Echinodermata; Echinoidea; Temnopleuroida; Toxopneustidae. Gene Ontology annotation, biological process: positive regulation of DNA-templated transcription. The transcript is spliced from 2 exons. Gene Ontology annotation, molecular function: ubiquitin-protein transferase activity; zinc ion binding. Bases 189 to 1175 code for a protein of 328 amino acids. The record is from RefSeq and is a predicted model, not a curated record. Gene Ontology annotation, cellular component: nucleoplasm; chromatin.
AAAUUCAGCGCUUAUUCGCUUUAGCUUUGUCUUUGAUUGGAUCUUGUGUUACGUUGUACGUUGGAGCAGAACAUUUUGCGUGAACAACUGCGGAUAGAUGACAUAUUUUGAGCUUCGACGUUACUUCAGCCCAAGCACUGUCGUGAUUCUUUGACUCUUCUUGAAGAUUGGAGUGACUGUAAUUCAAGAUGGAUGGAGAUGGCAUGGAUGAUCUAAAAUGUCCAGUGUGUCUAGAUGUCUUUAAAGACCCCACCAUCCUCAACUGUGGGCAUACCUUCUGCAGGGGUUGUCUACAAUCGCAAGACCGGCUGCACAUCAAUCGGCAUGGUAUUACCUGCCCCGUUUGUCGAGGCGUCACCGGGUUAGGACAUGGUCGUGUCGCGGGACUCACGGCCAACCUGCUGGUCAGAGGACUCCUAGAUGACUCUCAAACUCAAGCCCACCCACAACAGUACUGUGAAUUCUGCCCGCGGCAUAGUAAACUCUACCUGGACAUCUUUUGUGUGGAGUGUGAAGAACUGAUUUGCUUAAGGUGCUAUGCAACUCGGCACAAAGAUCAUGAAGUAAAGAAGAAGGAAGAGAUUGAAGGAGAGAUGAUGAAGGAGCUGAAAGGGGUCAUUGGGAAAGGAAAGACCAGGAAAACUCAAUUGGUAAAUUUCAAGGAUGAAAUUGAGCAGCAGAGUGACAUGAUCCAGUGUCACAUUGGACAUUUACAAGUUCAAAUACGAGAAUCGUUUGCCAAGAAGGUAAAGGUCCUUGAGAAAAAGCAAGAGAAGCUACUUAAGGAGUUAGAUCAUGCUUCCAUGCUUUUUGAUGGCAUCAUGAAAAAUCGCUGCCUCUCGGAGCUUGACAUUGAUAUUCAAACAGUUAGCAGUUCCGUCGCUCGUCUCACUGGUAACAAUGCCUUUAAGUGUCCCGACACGAGAACCUUUCGCAGCAAUCGCGAGAGUUUUCAUUAUCUCAAGGGUUUAUCAUCUGAUGAGGUGAUAUCCAAUGUUCAUUCUCGCAUGAGGGAUGAGGCAAAAUCUUGCCUAACUGAUGCAGAAAGAUGCCGGUUUCUUCCUCUCGAUGGUAACAUUCUCGACUUGGGUCAUCUAGAAAUCCCAGAGUAUCUUAAAAAGUGUGAAUCACCAUCAGAUGUCUUGAUGGACCUCGAAAUUGAUAUAAUGAACUGACAGGUGUGUGCUACACUUUUGUGUUAAUUUGUACUUUUGCUGGUGGAUAAAUGAGAUACAAUUUUUUUAUU